CGUAAUGCUUCUGGUUGCCAAGGGAACAGCGUUCCUGGAGGCAGGAGGGCUUUGUACGCAAAGCUCCUUCCCCCUCCAGAGAAGCUGGGGUGGCGGGAAAGACCCCUCCCCUUUGGGGGACAGUUGGGGACGCUGAGUGUCAGCCGUACGCUUCUGCACCCGUCAAUGAUCCGCCGACUGGCGACUGCCUCCCAGAGUUUCCGCGGGGAAGGAUAUCGAUGGAUAUUAUAAAGGGAAACUUAGAUGGAAUUUCAAAACCAUCCUCAAGUUCAAGAAUACGUCCUGGGAGUAGAGAUUCGAGUACUUCUUUGGAGGUACUUUCACCAGAACCGGCAUCCUUCAAGGUUGAUACUGCAAUCAAGUUGAAUUCUGGUAAAGAGAACAACUCAGACAGCGGCAAUGCAGAAGAAAGUAGAAACGAUGAUGAUAAAGGGGAAAAGGACUCUGAAAAGCCAAAAUUGGUGGAGGAUGGAUCAGACGAAGGUCUGAACUUUGUUCAACAUCAGACAGUCCUUGACUGUUCAGAUGAACCUGAAUUAAAAGAAUUAGAUUCUCAACUUCAAGAUGCUAUUCAGAAGAUGAGGAGGCUUGAUAAGAUAUUGGUGAAGAAACAAUAUAGAGAAAAAGAAAUUAAGAAGCAAGGUCUAGACAUGAGAAUAAAGCUGUGGGAAGAACUCAAGUUGGCAAAAACUGGUGAAACUUUGCAAAGUAAUGAGGAAAUGGAAAAUACAAAAAAGUUUCUAGCUUUGACUGAUGCAUCAGAAGAAACUGCCGAUCCUUGUCCCUAUGAGCAUGAAGACACCUUUUUCUCAGUGUUUCACACUCAGGUCCCUCCAGAAGAAUAUGAAAACCGUAUACAGAAAGUCAGUCAAGAUUUUACCUAUGAUGUGGGAGGAAACGAGUCAUUGAUCAAAGCAGAAAAGAAACAUUUCUCAAAUACAGAAAAGACUGAGCUCAGGGGUAAACAUAGCCAGGAUUUUAUCAAAAGAAACAUUGAGUUGGCCAAGGAUUCAGGGAAGCCAGUGGUUAUGAUGGAUACAGAGAGGAAAAGGCUGAUCGAACUUUUGAAGGACUUAGAUGACAGAGAUUUGGGGCUGCCCCGUCCUGAGGGCGAUCAGUCUGGCUGGCUGGUUCCAGGAGAAGGAUACACACUUGCAACCACCGAGCACCAGCAGCUUGCUGAAAUUGACUCAAAGCUCCAAGAACUUUCUGCAGCCUCACCAACAACUUGCAGCAUUUCUCCAAGACUUGAAAACCAGAGUGAUCAGGAACCUGACUUUCAUGAUGAUGAUAGAAACAUGGAAAUAACUCCAGGAGAAAAGGUGCUUCGGAAUACCAAAGAGCAACGGGAUCAGCAAAACCGGCUGAGGGAGAUCGAUGACAGACUGAGGAAACUGAAGGAAAAUGUGUUAGAUUCAACAUCACUUCUCUCUGAGGAACAGUUAAGGUGUCUUCUGGAUGAAUGCACCCUCAAACAAAAGUCCAUGAUUAGACUACCCUCAGAAAGAGAAAAGGAAGACAUGGAGGAUAUAACACCAGAGGUCCCCCAUCUUUCCAGUUCUAUCCUCUCUGAGCUCCUAAAGGGAUUAGAAACAAUGGUCAAGAGCUCUGAGGUGAAAGACACAGAUAUGCCUGAGAAUACGGAAUGUGAAACACUUACAGGCUACUAUCUCACCAAAGCCUUGACUGGGCGUUACACACCCCAGGCCCUUGUCAUCGAAGUAGAGAAUUUGAAAUGCCUCCAGUUUUCCAAGGACGAGGUUAUUAGUGACACAAAAGACUACUUUAUGUCGAAGACUCUUGGCAUUGGAAGACUGAAGAGGCCCUCUUUCUUGGAUGAUCCACUGUAUGGCAUGAAUGCGAGCCUUUCAUCCGAAGACCAACAUCUGAAAGUCCACGCUGCAGAGAAACCAGAAACGGAUGAACAGGAGACUGAAGAUAUGAUGGAAGAAUGUAAAGAAUCUUAAGCAAAGACUUGCUGGGCGUGUUUUAAGAAAGUUGGGUAAAUUCAAUUACAUAAUUUUUUCUGAAUUCUUAUAUUCAAUGACUGCAUUUAUAGGGACCAUUCCUCAAAUAAUGAUUUUAAUAUUUGGAUGUUCUCUACCUGGAUUAUAUUUCUUUGAUAUUUUUGAGACUUGGGGUACAAUUGGUCAGUGGGUUGUUUUUAAUUGAAAUUUCUUGUAAAAUUGUAUUUUAUUGCCAAUCUUGUAACAUCAGGGAUACAUUAUAGAAACCAACAUUUUAUGUAUGUGUGAGUUAUGUUAAAACUAGCUGAAGUGCUACGAUGACUUUGUGUUUGAUUUUAUGUGUUACAACUUCACUGGGAUUCAGACAGAUUUAAUCACUGUGAAUUCUUACUUGGGCCCUGAUUUUCCAGAUUUCCUCCUCUCUGAUGUCUGGUGGUAAGUAUAACUUGCCAAAGGAAAAAAAAAAAAGAAUUUUCUCAACAAAGCAAU
This is a messenger RNA of Lutra lutra (Eurasian river otter), 2456 nucleotides long. RefSeq names its product fibrous sheath interacting protein 1 (gene FSIP1). Lineage: Eukaryota; Metazoa; Chordata; Mammalia; Carnivora; Mustelidae. The coding region runs from base 219 to 1967 and encodes 582 amino acids. The transcript is spliced from 12 exons. The record is from RefSeq and is a predicted model, not a curated record.